AACAAUCCAAACUUUAUGGUUGUAAUUUGUAAUUUAGUCAAAAAUAAACAAAUCUCAACGGCGGCGUUUCGCCAUAUAUCCGAUUUAACCGCUUAUCGCUGCCGUCAUCGAUUGCCAAAAGGCCCAAAACCCCUCUCUCUCUCUCUCUCUCUACGAGUGACGACAAUGGCUUCCGAUGGAGUUCCUCCUAUAAUCGCUGCUCAGCUCAACUACCUUCUCUCUCACUUUCCCCUCAGUGUUAAGAUUGAACAUUUGUGGUCCGGUAGCAAGUUCUCCACUGGAGUCAUUGACCGCUUCACAAUAGUCAUUCCCUAUUGCCUUGACUUCAUAAAAUGGGAUUUUAUAUACAAUUCAGAAUCGCCAAUUUCUGCGCCGGAUGUUAUAUUUGGAGCCGAAGAUGAAAAUUUUCUUUCAUUUCUGGCAAGGAAUGAUGGAGUUGAAGGUAAUGCAAAUUCGGCGAAGAAUUGUUUAUCUGAUUGGAAUGGCAAGGACCCAACGCGGCUUAUGGUUCUUCUUCAACAGCUUAGGGAUCAAUAUAUGAACUAUCAGAGAAAGCGUGUUGAUGAAGUCGAUGAUGAUAGGUUGAAAUUUGAAGUUAGCACUAUUGCGUUUAGGGAGGGAAUUGAAAUGCAUUUGAGUUCUAGUGCUGAAAAGCCAGAGGAGGUGAAGUUUGCAGUGCCUCUUACAGAAAUGAACAUUGAUAAGAUGGUGCACGGGUGCCCUUGGAGACAUUCACCAAAGAUAUACUUGCAGGUUAUCUACCCUGUUGGGAGAAAAUAUGUAUCUGCUUCUUCAGCACCUCGUCUGAAAUUACUAUCUACCUCUGACUUGAAGUCUAUCUUUUCUAUUGAAGAUUUCAAACUUCCUCCAUGGUUGGAUGGAAUGUGCAUGGCAGAAUAUCUUCCCCAUCUGGAAGAAUCUCUUGAGAAACAGAUCUUGGAGGCAGUUUCACUUAUUGAUGUUAGAAGGCGCUUUAUUGAGUCAUUAGCCCCUCUGUUCGGAAGGCCGUUAGAAGCUGAUCCGAUCUUUUGCAGAAAGGCAACAUUUCUUGCUGGCUCUGGGGCAUUUACAUUCCUGGUUCACUUCAGCAUUUCAACUCAGUUUCCAAAGCAGCAACCAGGUUUGAUGCUUCAAAGUUCUCAGCAUAUGAACUCCCACGGUGUACCAGCCAAGUCACCUCUUAUUACUGAGUAUCCAUGGAGUCCAAGAUGGGAAACAUCAGUAAUGGCUGAGAAAAUCUUUGAGUUUUUGGUGGAUGAGGCUUUGAACUUCAAGAGGUACUGCAACGAGGCUCAACUACAACACUAGUGUGUAGUUACUGUUCUUUAAGCUCACUAUCACUCUAUUUGUGUAAAGUUUCUCCGUUGAUAUUCUUGUUUAAUAUGAUCAUAUAUUAAAGCUGUUGAUGCUUAUGUAUAAGUUACUUCCAGUGCAUGAUGACCUGAUUGUUUCUUUAGCUUGUUGAGGACCAAAUUUAAUGUGCCUUGCGUACAA
Molecule: messenger RNA, 1494 nt
Organism: Quercus robur (English oak)
Lineage: Eukaryota; Viridiplantae; Streptophyta; Magnoliopsida; Fagales; Fagaceae
Exons: 13
Coding region: 16-1308 (430 amino acids)
Biological process (GO): double-strand break repair
Cellular component (GO): BRISC complex; BRCA1-A complex
Source: RefSeq, a predicted model, not a curated record